AUGAGUAUUACUACUGAUAAUGCCUCUAAUAUGAAUUCUAUGUUUACUAAUUUAGAAGAAAAAUAUUUUAAUGAAGAUUUAGAAUUUAGUUCUGCAAAUCAACAUGUAUAUUGUCUUGCUCAUAUAAUUAAUUUAGCUGUUCAAGAAAUUCUUAAAUCAUUAUAUAAUUAUAACUUUGAAGAAAAUGAUGAAGUUGAUGAAUAUAGUGAUGAUAAUGAAGAAAUUACUACUUUGGGAGCUCUUGGAAAAGCAUUAGAUGAUUUAGUAAUAAUAGAUAAAAGUCUUACAAAAUAUUCUUUAACAAAUAAUGAAUGGAAAAAACUUGAACAAAUAAAAAAAUUAUUAAAGUUGGAAUAUUUUAAAGACCAUGAUUUUAAAGAUGAAACUAUUGAAAUAUAUCAACAACAAAUUGUUAAUUUAUGGAAAACUAAAUAUAUGCCAACUUUAAAUCAAAAUAAUAAUCAAAUAACUAAUAAACCUAGUGGACUUAUGGCUUAUAUAGUUAAAAAAAGAAAAUAUACUGAGCUUGAUGAACUUGUAAAAUAUUUACAAGAACCUCUAGUUAAUUGUAAUAUAGAUAUAUUAACAUUUUGGAAGCUUCAUGAAAAAGACUAUCCAAAUUUAUCAAAAAUGGCUAGAGAUUUUUUAGCAAUUCCAGGAACAAGUGUUCCUGUUGAGCGUAUAUUUUCCAAUAGUGCAGAUUUAAUUUCUUCUAAAAGAUAUAGUUUAAAUCCAGAAACAAUUAAAAUUU
Molecule: messenger RNA, 751 nt
Organism: Dentiscutata erythropus
Lineage: Eukaryota; Fungi; Glomeromycota; Glomeromycetes; Diversisporales; Gigasporaceae
Source: the annotation of a GenBank genome assembly